This is a messenger RNA of Manis javanica (Malayan pangolin), 3950 nucleotides long. NCBI's taxonomy places the organism in Eukaryota, Metazoa, Chordata, Mammalia, Pholidota, Manidae. The record is from RefSeq and is a predicted model, not a curated record.
AAUGUGUAUAUGUAAUAUAAUUAGUAGUUUGUUAAAACCUAUACAUGCUUACAUUGCUCUACAGGAAAUUAUGUCAAAGAAAUAAUCAACCUUCUCAUAUUCUCUUCCAUCUGCUACUUCUAUUGCUUUUUUUCUUCCUUCCUAAAUACAGCUCUUUACUAGAGUUCAUGCGUCAUACUUAAAAUUACUGUGCAUCAUAAUCCUUUCAACUGACAAAGAUAUCUCAAGACAAGUGCUGGACAUAGAGGCCAUGGGGCAUAAAUCUGUAAAGUGGAAAACUAACCUUUUCAAAGAAUAUUACUUCUCUCUCACUUACCAACUUUACAUCUCCCUGUAUGGCCCUGGAAGAUGGCUGGUUAGCCAGAGACAGGUAAGAUUCCUCAAGGGAGGAACAACCUAAGACAGGCACAGGGGGGCCAUCAGGUGAGAGAUUGGGAGCCAACAGAGGUGAGGCUUAGAACCUCACCCCCACCCCCAGUUUUGAGAGAAAUCUUCUGCACCCAUGGAUGUUUUGUUGCCUUUGCCCAGCUCAGAUCAAAACGUAGUCUAUAGGUAUAGACCUGCUCACCUGCACCUACCUUCUAAUUGCACUACUAAAUACUAGAAAAUUUAUUUUCUAUCUUUACUCUCCUUUACAUAAGUUCAAAACAUAGACUUUUAUUUUAUACUGCAGAAUGUGGAGAACUAAGCUAUGUUAAAAAGCCUUCUGUUAGGAACUGUCUACUUAUUAUAUUACUAUAUGUACUACUUAAAAGAAAAGGGGGAAAUGGGGGAUUUAUGGGAUUACUAUAUAAAUCAAGUAACAUAGAAAUCAAAUGUACAAAUACACAUGGCUUGAUUGUUUUUCCCACAUAUUCUGUUGAUGUGUGAGCAAGGACAAAGUGAUGAGAACCAAAGCAGUUCUCAUGGCUUGGAGCUGCCUUCACAUGGUUUCAAUAUCCCUGAUAAGCGUCGUGUCCUUGGGCUAGACUCAAGGCCAGAUAAUGAUGUUUUGUUGGUAGCCGCACCCAAAAAUGGCGCCCAGCUUGAGAAAAAGUUGUAGGUAAAACAAAGACUACUUCUGGACAAUCCCGCCACUUCCUGGCCGCAUACCACAUGCUAAUUAGACCUUCCCCUGCUAACCAAUUGGUGUAUCAUAGCAGCUAUGCUAAUAAAGCAUCACAAGCAGCGCGCAAUCAGCUUAGAGCAUGAGAACUAUAUAGCUAGCCCAGUCUUCCCCUUUGGGUCCUUCCCUUGAUGAUUGUAUCACAAAAGAGCUGAAGAUUAAAGCUUUCUGCAGAAGAAUCCUGCUGUUGUUGCGUGCUGUUCUUGCCGGCGAGGACGGGGCGCGCGACAGGUGGUGCCGAAACCCGGGAAUCAGAACAUCACCGGCACAGGGAGGACCCUUCAGACAUCUGGAGAGGAUUCAGAACUGCAGGACGGAAGAAAGCCCGGAGAGGGUGAAGAAAACCCCUUCUGGAUCCCGGAACGCCUGACCAGGAAAGUCCUGAACAAAGGAGAUGGCGUCUCUGUGCCUGUGGAUCCUGAUCUUGUCGAUGGGAAUCCUGACUCAGGGAGUACUGAGAUGGGGAAUAUUGUCAGUCUUCCCUAAGCCCAUGCCUGUUCGCUAUAAUGCAGCAGUUUUUCCACGCUUUUUUACUACUAACUCUAGCAUGAACCUGCCUUAUUUGCCAUUAGAUUCCCUAGCAGCUUCUUUAGGAGAAAACCGAACCUUUGAAACCGAUGGAUCUUUGUGCUUCACCACUCGUAACCACUCAAAUUGCCUGUCCCUUAAACAGCAUAUGUACGGGUGGUUUAGCCGUGAUAGGAAAUCGGGUGAAUUUAGUCAGUCCUUUCGUGAGAAUAAGACCUACACUAAUGCAGUAGUAAGCCUAAAGGUCCUUUGGAUUAAUGGUACAUUUAUGAAACCUCCUAUUAAGCAGAUUAACUAUAGCAACAUAUUCUUCCCUUACCGUCCCCGUCAACCCAAAUAUGCUCCCCAUUGUGUGGGAGAUUAUGAGGGAGAACAAUGGCCCUGGACUGAUUGCCAGUCACAUGCUACAACCUGGGCAGAUAAGGGACACAAAUUUUCCUUGUCCCCAGAUAUGGAGGAAAUUUCCGGCAGUGUUUAUAGAAGGGUGGCAGAAGGAGGAGAGUUCCAACAAGAUGUAGGCAGGAACCCCUUCGAUAAAUGGCUGCUGUGUGGAGUUAAUGGUUCAUGUUCAGACCUUUCUCCCUUUAUUGUCCUACAAGGGGGAGGGAUCGGGAUGUCUGAUAGUUCCUGUACCUACGAAACUACAAGCCCAGCCUUAAAUGGCAAGACUGUAUACCAGGUGAAUAAGACUACUUAUAAUAUUUCAUGUCAAAGAGUUGCACCAGCCCCUGGCCAAUAUCCACCUACUCCGGUAUGCGUGUAUCCCCCAUUUCUAUUUAUCUUAUCCAAUAACAGUUUUGACUCUUGCUCCAAUGACACUUGUUUCUUGUCUCAGUGCUGGAAUAUAACUGUCCAUUCCAAUGCUUUAGUGGCCCGCAUUCCUCGCUGGGUCCCUGUCCCAGUAGAUUCACCUGAUUCCAUGACCUUGUUUCGUGAGAAACGUGACUUUGGUGUCACUGCUGCCAUAGUGGCCUUAAUAUCUCUGGCUGCAGUGGCUGCCACUGCAGCUGCCAUAGCCUUGGACACCUCUGUUAAAGCGGCUGCAGAAUUGAAUAAUCUUGCGGAUUCAGUAGCCACUGCUCUGGACCGCCAAUCCUCACUUGAUGGAAAGAUGAAAGGAGGAAUUAUGGUCCUCAAUCAGCGAGUAGAUCUAGUGGAAGAGCAACUAGAUGUGCUCUGGCAGUUAGCCCAAUUGGGAUGUGAGCGAAAGUUUCGCGCUCUCUGCAUUACUAGCAUACAAUAUGAAAACUUUACGCGAGCAGCUAAUCUGUCACGAAGCCUGUCCCAAUAUCUUUCAGGGAACUGGUCCCAAGACUUUGAUGGAACGUUAGAAGAGCUACGGCAAGAAAUAACCCACAUCAACUCCACCCGGCUAGAUAUCUCCGUAGCAAAAGGACUCUCUUCCUGGUUCCACAGAGCUCUCUCCCACGUUAAAGAGUGGGCGGGCAUGGCUGGGAUGGGUGUAUUCAUGCUUGGAGGUCUCAUGCUCCUACUCUGGUUGUUAUGCAGGCUUCGUGCCCAACACAGGCAAGAUAAAGUGAUCCUUGCUCAAGCCUUGAUGGCGGUAGAUAUUGGCGCCUCUCCCCAAGUAUGGCUCAAUAUGCUCAACAAAGAAGCUCAGCUUUAGCUUGAGGUAGCCCUUGCACCCUGAGCCUUUGUGGCAUUGCACCAGGCUAAGGUACCUGUUCGCUUACCCGAAGCUUCUCAUACGAAACUCGGUACAAGAGGGUCACUGCACAGGCCCAAGCCCGUUGUACCGGGCGGUCCCACCGUCAGCUAGAGGGUGCGAGGCACUGCACUGCAAGAGGUCAUGGGCCCCUCUGUGAGACAUGCCUGAUUGCAUGGGGGUGGAUGUCUACAAACCCCUCUCCGAAAAUAGGACAUCAAAUGUUUCUGGAGAUCAGGCCUCUAUCUCCACCUCAGCUGACAAGUUCCGCCCUGAGUUUCAACAAAACAAAAAAGGGGGAGCUGUUGGUAGCCGUACCUGCCGCACCCAAAAAUGGCGCCCAGCUUGAGAAAAAGUUGUAGGUAAAACAAAGACUACUUCUGGACAAUCCCGCCACUUCCUGGCCGCAUACCACAUGCUAAUUAGACCUUCCCCUGCUAACCAAUUGGUGUAUCAUAGCAGCUAUGCUAAUAAAGCAUCACAAGCAGCGCGCAAUCAGCUUAGAGCAUGAGAACUAUAUAGCUAGCCCAGUCUUCCCCUUUUGGGUCCUUCCCUUGAUGAUUGUAUCACAAAAGAGCUGAAGAUUAAAGCUUUCUGCAGAAGAAUCCUGCUGUUGUUGCGUGCUGUUCUUGCCGGCGAGGACGGGGCGCG